CUGCGAACAGGGAUUCGAUAACAGGGAGUCGUCAGCACACAAUCAUUAUACCUGUAAAUUCAGACAGUGCCCGCCUCGCACCCGAGAUUCAGCAGUAGUUUUGCCUGUUUCAAUGCGCAUAUUAUUAUACAAAUGUCUUGUCUUUGUUACGCUUGUACGAAUUUCAUGAUUGGUACUCUGAUGAAUUUUCAAUGCCUUCAAUUAAAUCUCUGUUGCUUUACUGAAAACUUUACAUACUAUUUUUUCUUGUAAAACUCUUAUCCUGUAUUUUUUUUUAAUUCCAGAAAAAGAAUAUUUUUUGAGAGAAAUUAUUACAUAGUCCUAUUAUUAGCCUCUGUCAGCGCUCAUUGUAUACCAUCUGUCAUUUUGUCACUUCUAUUUGUUAGAAGGUUCAUUUAAGCAUUCCGUUAUUAAUUGCACCAGUCCUACUUUAUUGUGAGGAUUGCAUCUUUCAUGAGCAUCAACAAUUCCAGCGACACACAACUGUAUACUAAAAUAUCUACUUAGGGUACUAAAAAGUUAACAGCCGAAUUAAAUUUGUUCAAGUACACAUUAAAUUAGUAAAGUCAUUAGGAUUCCCAUAAAAAGUCAAUCGACCGAAUAGGCUGGCUUAUUGCUUGAAAAUAUAUUGCUUAUUUCGAUUUAUUAACUGGUUUAAUGAUUGUAAAUUUACUCAAUACAUACAAGAACUAUGUAUCAAUUAACUCAUCACCAUGUUAUGAGUCUCAUACUUCUAAACAUAGUUUAUUCAAGUGACGUAUUAGACGAAAAAGUGAUUCCUAGAAUAUUAAAUUUACACCCGAUUCAGCAUACGACUUCACAUAUGGAGGGUAAAGUGGUAGGAGGGAAAUCAGGUUCUCUCGAGCAGUUUCCUUUUCAAGCACAAGUAUACAAUUUAGGUGCUAUUUGUGCUGGGACGAUAUUAAACAGCUGGACAAUACUGACGGUGGCUCAUUGCUUUGAUCACAAUAAGAAUGUCCGAGAGUUGGAAGUGCAGACGGGUUCAAAAUACUUAUAUGGCUUCAAAGCAAAAAAGUAUAACGUCAGUUCCUUGGUCGUUCACAAAGCGUAUAACACGACAGCUCAAUUCAGCAACGACAUUGCUCUGAUCUUCUUGACUAGUCCCGUAGAAUUCGGGAAGCUAGUGCAGAAAGGUAUUCUGGUUGAUAAUGGAAAAUGGAUGUCUAAGUAUGAAAAAAACUUUAUUGUCAGUGGCUGGGGAUGGACACAGUAUGGAGGGCCAAUAUCACAGCGUGGAUUACUGACGACACAUCUGGGAUACGUUCCAUCUCGGCAGUGUGGUAGAUUUCACAAUCUCAGCCUCACCCCAGACAUGUUUUGUUUGUAUGGGGAUGGUGAAAGGGAUACCUGUAAGGGUGAUUCAGGCACUGGAGUACUUUGGAAUGGGUACAUCGUGGGGAUUACUUCACACGGCGACGGCUGCGCGAAGAAAUAUAAGCCGAGUGUUUAUACCAACGUUUGGUAUUUCAGGGACUGGAUCGAAAAACAUAUAAACAAUUUUUUUAAGGCGUUUUGCAAGUUUAACCAAACAUCCGUACAAAAGAAAUUAAAGACGAAAACGUAACAUGGACACUUUGCUGUCUUUGUAAAUAAUGUUGAUUAAAUAACAAGAAAUAUUGGAAAAAAAAA
This is a messenger RNA of Bombyx mori (domestic silkworm), 1650 nucleotides long. RefSeq names its product chymotrypsin-1. The record is from RefSeq and is a predicted model, not a curated record. The coding region runs from base 692 to 1585 and encodes 297 amino acids. Gene Ontology annotation, biological process: proteolysis. Gene Ontology annotation, molecular function: serine-type endopeptidase activity. The transcript is spliced from 4 exons. Lineage: Eukaryota; Metazoa; Arthropoda; Insecta; Lepidoptera; Bombycidae.